AUGGCCGCGAAUCCCAAUCACCGCCAGAUAGCUGGACCUGAUGGUGACUCGGGAUCCCAGAACUCGAACCAUAUUGGGAGGCCGACAUAUAUCACCUCUGGACAAUUUCAAGGCCAGACGAUUCGUGUUGAACUGGAGGAGCUGCAGAAGGCGGAGCGGGGCAGAAAGUAUGCAAGAGUCGAUCGGCGUCCACUCGAUCCACCCCCUGCCGUCCUGCUCCGUGUGUUCGAAGUAAAUCGCACAGAUUCCGGAAGACAAUGGGAGAGGGAAAUCAAGCCCGAGAGCAUAAGAAACAUUGGAAUCAUGUGCACUGUCGAUUUGUUUCCCGUUCCUGAAUCUUUGCUUUCCUCUGACAGCUCAUCUUCGACUUCACAAUAUUACCCGCGUGCUUCUAUGUCCACUGGCGCGGACCCUCGAUCGGCCGCACCGCUUACUUACUUCCCCUUACAUCCGUACACAACUCAGGAUGUCCACGCAGAAGAAGCGGCAAUGGCUUCGUUUCACAUUCCUCGAAGACAACCCCUGGUCCGACAUUUGAACCCCAAUGAAGUACCGAAGGAUGUCGUGUUUCGGCUAGGAAAUCACCUCGUCACGGAGUCGUCAAAGUUGACUCCGGCACUUGUCGGGGAAAAGUUCGUUGAACCUACCCUGGUCGAACACAAAGGGAAGAAAGCUCUGGUGUUUGUUUUUGGGGAUCUUGCCAUACAGCGCGAGGGCUCCUUCAUAUUGCGCUAUCGUGCACUGGAUAUCUUCACUUUGAGCUCGGGGAGCAACCACCCUCCGAUCCUGGCAGAGCUGUAUGGGGGCUCUUUCAAGGUCUACUCGACCAGGGAAUUCCCGGGCUUGGAACCUUCGACUGAGCUCACGAGGAAUUUUUCAAACCACGGAGUCCGCGUCACGUUACGAGAUGCAGAACGCAAGUCGAAGAAAAGGCCUAAUAGAGGCCCACCGAUGUGA
Molecule: messenger RNA, 957 nt
Organism: Laccaria bicolor S238N-H82
Lineage: Eukaryota; Fungi; Basidiomycota; Agaricomycetes; Agaricales; Hydnangiaceae
Exons: 5
Coding region: 1-957 (318 amino acids)
Source: RefSeq, a predicted model, not a curated record